Molecule: messenger RNA, 962 nt
Organism: Aphis gossypii (cotton aphid)
Lineage: Eukaryota; Metazoa; Arthropoda; Insecta; Hemiptera; Aphididae
Gene: sel
Product: protein seele
Exons: 1
Coding region: 360-902 (180 amino acids)
Cellular component (GO): endoplasmic reticulum
Source: RefSeq, a predicted model, not a curated record
UAAAGAUAAAAAAAUGUUAUCUGCAAUUUUAUCGUAGACUACCUGACUACUAUUUUUUUGUAGACUGUAGUUGUAGUUACUACUAAGUACUAACUAAUUUUAACGCGACGUAUCGGCCAGGAUUGCUACAUUUUUCAACCUGUUACUUGUUAAUUUCCAUAGGAUUAGCAACUUUUGUGAUUUGUUGAGUAAUUUAGUUUUAUUAUUAAGUAUUUACAAUUUAUAUUGACUAAUAUCUGGCUAUAGUUUCUUUGUUAUUUUUUGUUUUUAAAUUAGUUACCUAGAGCCAAAACACAGAUCAAAUUGUGAUUGACACAGAUUAUUGUUAAUUUGAAUUUAUAAAAACGAUUUUGAUAAUAAUGGCUUUAUCAAAAUAUUUAUAUAUACUUUUUGCAUUAUUAAUGUCAUGUGUAACCAUCAAAACUUCAAAUUUAAAAUGUGAAGUGUGUUGUCGUCUUGUUGAGGAAAUCCAACGUAAUGUUAGUUCUGUGGAUCCAUCAAACAUUGUGCAAGUUUCUAAUUUUCGAUUGGAUGGCAAUGGUAAUCAAAUAAAACAUACUAUUCCAUUAGCUCGGUCUCAAUUAUAUUUAACAGAGGUAAUGGAUUCUGUGUGUGAAAAGAUGAAUGAUUAUGUACGUGCUACGUUUAAGAAGAAUGGCACACUGACAGUUAUGCCAUUGUUACUAGAUGGUCAAAUGAAUCCAUUGAUGAGUGAGGUGGAUGUGGUUCAAGACUCUGAUCUAAACAAAAGCUUACAGUAUUAUUGCGAAGACAUUGUUAAUGAUAUUGAAGAAGAUCUCAUAAAUAUAAUUAAGUCUGGAAAUGAUGAUCAAAUUGUUCAUUCUAUUUGUACUAAUGUUAUGCAACUGUGUCCAAAAAAAGAUAAUAAAGUAGAAUUGUAAUCAAAAGUUAUUAUAUUUAUGUUUUUAUUUAUAGUUUAUUAAAGUUAUAUUUAGUUUUUA